GUAGGUGAGCACACAGGUGACCACCUGACCGAGACUGAAGCGGUUUCUCUACACCGUAGGUUAUUCAGCAGAGCCUGAACAGAAGUUCCCUUGUUGGCGAGAAUACGGACAGGGAGGCGACUUCAUCUAAAGAAAUGUGAUUUGAAAAAAUGCAAAAAUGAUAUAUCUGGAUUUUAUGGCAUGAGAUAGCGCCAGUAGGACGUAAAACGUUGUUUGUUUGCUUGUAAUUAGUCGUUCGCCUCUAUAGUCUUAUUUGGAAAAUAUUUGCAGUCUAACGAAACCGAGCAAAAAUGUCGCCGAAAUUACGGUUUCCUGCCAUUUUCCUGUGCCUAGCAGGUAUCUCGGCUUCUUACGCCCAACAGUGCGGCCGACCACCGUUAAUGGAGAACAGGAUUGUGGGUGGGGUGGACGCCUCACAGGGGGCUUGGCCGUGGCAGGUGGAUAUUCAGACAAGCGUUGGUCAUAUAUGUGGAGGCUCCAUCAUCACGGAGAACUGGGUCCUAUCAGCGGCACACUGUUUCCCCAAUCCAUCUGACCUGAGCCCCUACAUCAUCUACGUUGGCCGCUACCAGCUGAAUGGUUUCAACCGGUACGAAACGUUACACCACGCGAGACAGGUGGUGAUCGCGCCCGGCUACGAGGACCCACACAACGGGAAAGAUCUAGCGCUGGUAGAGCUGUCCAGCCCAAUAACCUGGUCAGAUCAUGCCAGUCCUAUCUGCUUGCCCACCGCUUCAACCCUGUUCCCAAGUAACAUGUUUUGCUAUGUCACUGGCUGGGGGAACAUCCGGGAAGAUGUUCCUCUCCAAGGAAUCGGAACUCUGCAGGAAGUACAGGUGCCAAUCAUCUCCCAGAGUUCAUGUCAGGAUAUGUACCAAACGGACCCAGCGGAGCAGGUGGACAUUCUGUCUGACAUGAUCUGUGCUGGAUACCAAGAGGGCGGCAAGGACUCCUGCCAGGGGGAUUCAGGAGGACCCCUUGUCUGCCAAAUGGUAAACGGCACCUGGGUGCAGGCUGGGGUGGUGAGUUUCGGGCUGGGCUGUGCGAAGCAAAACAAACCAGGCGUGUAUACCAGACUGACCAGCUACUCCAGCUUCAUCCGCAGCACAAUACCAGAGAUCCAACUGUACGGCCGAGCCAAUCAUAACUGUUGUGGGGUGGUUGUCGUGUUGUUCAGCAUUCUAUCCGCUCUACUGACGCUGCUUCAGAGAUGAGACAGUCAUAUCCCGAGUAGUUAAAUUAGCAAAAUAGUCUCGUAUCUCACAUGCACAUUAAGCCAUAUUAAACUUAAAAUAUCUCAUUUUUAGAACGCUGCAUUAUGAGUUUUGAUAUGAAGUAGUUUUGAUACAUUUGUACUUUACGUCAGAUUUCUGAGUUAAAUAAAUCAUGUGUUUUGUAUUUGCAAUAAAUUGUUAAUUUUAUUCUUAUAACCACCUCA
Mugil cephalus (flathead mullet) is the source of this 1438-nucleotide messenger RNA. RefSeq names its product serine protease 27-like. The transcript has 6 exons. Gene Ontology annotation, molecular function: serine-type endopeptidase activity. Lineage: Eukaryota; Metazoa; Chordata; Actinopteri; Mugiliformes; Mugilidae. Gene Ontology annotation, biological process: proteolysis. The record is from RefSeq and is a predicted model, not a curated record. Bases 291 to 1214 code for a protein of 307 amino acids.